Molecule: messenger RNA, 753 nt
Organism: Fraxinus pennsylvanica
Lineage: Eukaryota; Viridiplantae; Streptophyta; Magnoliopsida; Lamiales; Oleaceae
Source: the annotation of a GenBank genome assembly
AUGAGGCGAAGACCUGGAAUUGGAGGUCUACAGAAUGCUGCCGCAGCUAGAGAUCAAUAUCGUUUGCUGGGAGAAAAUGUGGCGAAGUUGCGAACUGAUGUCCUGAAAGAACAGCUUUCGACUUUUCGCUCUCAGCUGGAAGACUUUGCCCGCAAACACAAGAAUGAUAUACGCAAGAAUCCUGCAUUCAGGGCACAGUUCCAUGAGAUGUGUGCUAAAGUAGGUGUGGAUCCGCUGGCCUCGAAUAAAGGUUUUUGGGCUGAGCUAUUGGGGAUUGGUGACUUCUAUUAUGAACUUGGAGUGCAAAUUGUUGACAUUUGCUUGGCUACUAGACCUCACAAUGGUGGCCUAAUUAGCUUAGAAGAUCUCUGUAAACUUCUUGGUCAAAGGAGGAAGGGUGCUCGUGAAGCAGUUUCUGAGGAUGAUUGCUUGCGUGCGAUAAGUAAGCUAAAGGUACUAGGUAAUGGAUUUGAGGUGAUUUCUGUUGGAAAAAAGAAGCUUGUUCGGUCCGUUCCUACGGAAUUGAAUAAGGACCAUAAUGAAAUUCUGGAGCUGGCUCAGGGCCAAGGCUUUGUGACGGUUGAUGAGGUACAGAAACGAUUCUCUUGGUCUUCUGGUCGUGCAACUGAUGCUCUUGAAACUUUAUUAGAAGAAGGACUUGCAAUGAUUGAUGAUGGCCAUAGAGAUGGCAGACGUCGAUAUUGGUUUCCGUGUGUAUCUAGUGUCUCCUCUUAUGCAGGUGACACGCUCUGA